Scutellospora calospora is the source of this 1242-nucleotide messenger RNA. Lineage: Eukaryota; Fungi; Glomeromycota; Glomeromycetes; Diversisporales; Gigasporaceae. The record is from the annotation of a GenBank genome assembly.
AUGGAAGACUAUGGAGUAGACAAUUUUGAUGAUUAUUAUCCUGAUGAUUAUUAUCCUAGCGAUAACUCCGAAAUUGCAGAAGGAUCAGGAAUUUCAACUAAGACCUUUAAUUCAUUAGUGGUUACUAAACCUAGUAUGCAAGCAACAUCAGAUGUUCUAACAAUACCUUCAAAAAAUAAAAAAAAAGAGCCUGAAAAUAAAAAAACAUACAAACGUAAAAGACCAUCAUUUACUCGUGAUUAUUUUGAAAAAAUGAAAAAUGAUAAAGGCGAAGAGAUACGAGUUUGUAAAAUUGUGAAUGAGGAUGGGAUUAAGUGUGGUCAAUCAUACAAGAAUAUAGGAAGUUCAACGGGAAACCUUAUUAUACAUCUUAGGGACUGCCAUGGAAUUGUUUCACAUGACGAUAUUGAAGCUCUAAGAAAGAAACAACGUGAAGAAGUAGUUCUAAAAUGGAUGUUACUUACAAAUCAGCCACUCUCUACAGUUACUAAUGAAGCAUACAAAGAAAAAAUGGCUGCAUUUGAUCCUUCUUUUACUAUUCCAGGAGAAAAAAAAAUUAGAACCAUGAUUGCUAAAAGUUAUAACUAUAAUAGAGAAAAUUUAAAAAAUCUUCUUAAUCAAACUGUAAAAAGCAUUUCACUUACAAUGGAUCUCUGGUCUAGCAGAGCCAAGCAUGGAUACCUAGGAAUUACUGCUACUUGGAUUAUACCAAAUUUAGAAAUUAAAGAUGUAAUAUUAGAAAAUAAGUAUGUUCCUGCUCCACAUUCUAGUAAAGUUAUAGCUGAUGAGCUUUAUCAGUGUAUAAAUUCUUGGAAUCUUGAAAAUUGUAUAACGUCAAUUACCACUGAUAAUAGAAGAAAUAUAGUCGCAGCUUUCCCUUUAUUAAACCAGAAAGACGGAUGCAAAAAUAUCAAAUGCCUUUCAUGUGCAGCUCAUACGCUUCAGUUGGCAAUUAGAAAAGGCCUAGCACCUGCAGAGAUCUUGGUGGCACGUACAAGAAGGCUAAUUCAAUUUUUUCAGUAUCAAAAGCAAAUAGAGAGGUUAGAGGAUGUACAAAAAAAUCUUGGAUAUACAGAUGAUGUAUCCACUCGUUGGAAUUCUAUGUAUUACGCUUGGGAUCGGCUCUUUUUUUUAAAAGAUACAAUUAUUCAACUCCAAGCUAAUCUAUGUACAUCAGUUGAUUGGGAGGUUAAAAAAGAUGGUAACAAAUUAAAAAGGAUUCUUCUUUCAGACGAUGAAUAG